GUGGCGUGGCCGUAAGUGUGCUGGCUGAAGAAUCUUCACUGCCAAAAUGACAUCACAUUCCAGUUCAGCCCAGUGUUCAACAUCUGACAAUGCUUGCAGAAUGUCUUCAGAAAGAAUCAGUCAGCAGGUACGGCCAAAACCACCACUUCUGAAGAUUUUGCAGGUAGCAGGUGCUCAGGGUGAAGUAUUUACCAUGAAGGAGGUAAUGCACUAUCUAGGCCAGUAUAUAAUGGUGAAGCAGCUCUAUGACCAACAGGAACAGCAUAUGGUGUAUUGUGGUGGAGAUCUUUUGGGAGAUCUGCUUGGACGUCAGAGUUUUUCUGUGAAAGAUCCCAGCCCUCUCUAUGAUAUGCUGAGGAAGAAUCUCAUCACCUCAGCCCCUGUUAACACAGAUGCUGCUCAGACUCUCGCUCUCGCACAGGAUCACAGUAUGGAUAUUCCAAGUCAAGACCGACUGAAGCACAGUGCAGCAGAAGGUUCCAGUCCCGGAAGAACUGAAGGUGAUACCCUAACCCUGCCUACCUCACAACAUAAAAGCAGAGACUCUAGAGGAGAUGAAGACUUAAUAGAACAUUUAACUGAGGAUGGGACAUCUAGGCUGGACCUUGACUUUGAGGAGUGGGAUGUUGCUGGCCUGCCGUGGUGGUUUUUAGGGAACUUGAGAAACAACUAUAUACCUAGAAGUAAUGGUUCGACAGAUUUACAGACAAAUCAGGAUGUAGGUACUGCCAUUGUUUCAGACACUACGGACGAUUUGUGGUUUUUAAAUGAGUCAGUGUCAGAGCAAUUAGGUGUUGGAAUAAAAGUUGAAGCUGCUAGUUCUGAGCAAGCAAGUGCAGUAGGGAAACCCAGUGACAAAAAGAUGGUUGAAAUGGGGAAAGAUGAUGAUGCUGAGGACCUUAAGUCCUUGAGCGAUGACACCGAUGUGGAGCUUACCUCUGAGGAUGAGUGGCAGUGUACAGAGUGCAAGAAGUUCAACUCUCCGAGCAAGAGGUACUGUUUUCGUUGCUGGGCCUUGAGGAAGGAUUGGUAUUCGGAUUGUUCCAAAUUGACUCAUUCUCUCUCCACAUCUAAUAUCACUGCCAUACACAGCAAGAAAGAUAAUGAAGGAAUCGAUGUUCCCGAUUGUCGGAGAACCAUUUCAGCUCCAGUUGUUAGGCCGAAAGAUACAUAUUUAAAGGAAGCAAAUACCAAGUUUGACCCUUGUAACUCAGUGAAAUUUUUGGAUUUGGCUCAUAAUUCUGAAAGCCAAGAGACCAUCUCAAGCAUGGAAGGACAAGCAGAUGUCCUUUCCGAACAGAAAAUGGAUACAGAAAGUAUGGAGGAUUAUCACAAUAUUUUGAAGCUGUGUAGUUUAUGUGAAAAGAGGCCGCGGGAUGGGAACAUCAUUCAUGGGAGGACCAGUCACCUCACUACUUGUUUCCAGUGUGCCAGAAGGUUAAAGAAGACUGGGGCUUCAUGCCCCUCUUGUAAGAAACAGAUUCAGUUGGUUAUUAAAGUUUUUAUAGCAUAGCUGAGUCAGUCGCAGAGAAAUAUUAGGACCAGGUCAUUUCUCAAAAAUCAGUAUUCUUGGAGGCAGGCGUAGAAGAUCACCUAGUUUGAUGGCCGUCUGGGCCAUUUGAGACCUUGUUUUUAAAAGAGUCAGUAUUGAGCGUCUUUCAUGAGUGUGACCCAUUGUGUGUGUCUGUUUAUAUAAGCAUAUGUGGGAUUUUAGACCAUCAGUUUGACGGUUUCUUUAACGUAAGAAGAUACAUAAGUCACUUUGUCCUUCCAGAUCUUAAAUCUGAGAGGGAAUAAUACCAAUACAAACAUAACAGUGCAUUCUGAUGUGCACUUGCCACAUUAAUGCAAUAUUAGUUGAUUUUGUUCUCUACCCUUAUGUAAUGUCAUGGUGCAUCAAAAUCUAAGGAAGUUAUUAGAAAAGUAAUAGGGCCAGCACUGAAGAAACAGAUCUGACCAGUCACUUACUAUGCAGCCAGGGGUGACCUUCAACCCCUGAACUCCCUUAGUCACGUACUAUGCAGCCAGGGGUGACCUUCAACCCCUGAUCCCCCUCUCUCUUGCAUCCACUUCCUGUGCAUACAGCCUGUCCUACUGUGCCCAGGCGAAGUCUCCCAGCUUAGCUCAAAUGAAUGACAGGAGUGUGCGCCACUGCACAGCCUUCUGAAAGAGAAGGCACAGACCUUGUAGCCAAUACUCUGCAUUUGCCUCCUGGACGCUGACAAGGUGUUUUUGAGCUCUGUCUCUGGAAUUGUUUACACUCUGAGGUCAUGGCUCAUGACAGGGUUUGAACAAGUGGGGAGAAGAAAAGGGAGAGAAAAAAAUUAAUCUUUAAUUCUGCUUAGUCAUUUUAGACCUAAUCCUUCCCAAAUAGUUCCUCCACCUGGGGACCAGAUAUUCAAACAGGAGCCUCUGGGGGCCAUUCUCAUUCAGACCACCAGUAGGCAAAGGAGCGCUUUCCUGGCCACAUCCUGUCACUGCUUCCAGUUGAUAAUGUCACUAAUUGUAGCAAACUUAAGUAGGGUUGGCCUUUCCUCAGUGGUCAAGUCCUUGUAAUUACAGACCUUCUGCCAGUAUCAAGAAGUCCCGCAGCCCCCGUUCGGCUCGAUGCGCAGCCUGUGAGAGCCUCAUAACAGACAUCUUUAUCCACAUCGUCAUGGUAGUGAGAAGCACAAAGUAGCUUAGAGGUUAUCUCAGAUGUCGUCAGUCACAACCCCUGCUUCAGGACCGGCUGGGGCGCAUCCAACCCUGGACUCCAGUCAUCUCCUAGCCAGGAUGAGGACCUCCUUCUGAGUGGAGCUGGGCCUUUAGGAUUGUCAGUUCCAAGCACUACAUUGAAAACAGACUGUGUUAAAGUGAGUUGUUAUACUUCUCCCUAAUGAUGUUACAUUUGGGGCAGGGUCUUGCUGUUUAGCUGUGACUGCCCGUGCCUCACUCACCCGGUGUCUCAGGCUGCCUUCAACCAUGCAGUGAUCUUCCUGCUUCUUUUGCCCCUCCCCCUCCAGUGCUGGGAUUACAGGCAUGUGCUGGCUUACAUUUCUUACUUUGGUUGUCCUUCAGGUUAGUACUUGUGAUCAUGCUAUCUUCUACAGAAAGUAGAGCAGAGAUGAUGGAUUAUUAGAAAAGUCUGCUCACUGUUCGUGUGUUCCUAACACAGGACUUCAUGGUCGUAGGCAUGCGUCUGUGUUAACUAGUGUGCCAGACUACAAGUUCAGACCAAGCCUGCCCAUCUUGGAUAUCAUACUUUUCCCAGUGAGGGCUGGAACUGGUAGGUUGGCGCAGCCAAUCCAGCCUCCUAACUGCCACAAAAUUGCAUAAUGGCACAGUUUACUGCCAAGCAUUUAUGGUUGUGUGAUAUUCAUUAUUUGUGUAUAUGUAGGUAUAUGUGGUACUUUGCGUGGGUUGAAAGAAUUUAUUCUGAAAGCCAGGAUCACUUGUAACAUGCAUGUGUCAGUUCAAUGUAAUAGUUCCCAGGAAAAGUCACAGUUGUGAAAUUGGUGAAUGUUCCCGGUUCCCUAAUGUUACCUGUUUGGUUUUGUUUUUUCCUGUUCCCAUGAUGUUCUGUGAAAUUCAAAAGUGCAUGGCUUUAGAUACUGUGAUUGUUAUUUUUCUUUUUGCCUAAAUUGUUGCUUCAGCCUAAAGAUUAUUUCUGAUGCCUCCAACCAUUCGUGCAUUGCACACGAGGUUGAUGCUACCUUUGCUAAAAAUCUUUAGAUAAAGAAUUAAUUAGCUGUUUAGAAUCUUCACUUCAAAGACAAACCUGGAAGCUGUCCUCUGUGCCAAAAGUAAAGUGUGCAAUGUUUACAGAUGGGUGGGAGUUUGCACUGCCACAGGGAAUGGUGAGGUUGUGUCACCAGAUCCCUUAGCUUAGCUUUAGGAGUAGAUAGUUGCAAUUAAGCUUAUGAGAGGAACUGUUGAGCUAGCCCUCCAGGGCUGAACUGGGAACGAGCAUCUGAGCAGUGGUGAAAGCGACUCCCUAGACCUGCCUGGGAGCAGAGCCCUGCUUGUUUGGAGAUGCUCUUUCUGUUGACAGCUCUUCGCUGUCUGCGGUUACUGUGUGCUUCCUUUAGAGGAGCUGCCAGCCUCCUCUCCUGUGGGAGAGUGUCUUGUAGGCAUUUUGAGAUCCUUUGAUGUAAUAAACGUGCAAUCCCAAGUAAUGCCAUUAUUGGUGAAUGUGGCAUUGGUAAAGAAAUUCUUACUAUAAAUUAUUUCUGAUCUUCCUUCAAAAGCCCCCCCCCCCCUUUCUUUCUUUUCUUUUUUCUUUUUUGAAGAGACAGAGUCUCGCUGUGUAGUGUAGCCCUAGGUUGACCUAGAACUUGCUUUGUAGACCAGGCUGUCUUCAGACUCACAGAUGUGCCUGUCUCUUUGUUCUGCCACCAUGCCCACCCUCAGUAGCCUUUUGAAUGACUGAUGUUACAGAAACUGAUCUUACAUCCCAUGGUGCUGCUUCCCCUACUUAUUUGUGUUUGCGUAGGAGCCUCUAGUCCCUUCUAAGAGUACAGCACAGCCUGUAGAACUUCCCAUUUCCUAAAGUGGAGGAGUCAGAGAUGAGCUAAAAGGCAAGAACAGUUCCUUGAGUGGUUUUAGAGUUUGGCAGGUGCUUUACUGAAGAGCAGCAUUGUAUUGUGAUACUUGUGGGCCAAUCUGAACAUGCAAGUUGUUACCCAAAGGCACUUUGUAAUUUUAAACAGCAAGUACUUGGAUGUGUGUAGGCAUUUCCCCUCCCUCUCUCCCUUACUGUUGCUCUUAUGCUCUAGUUCGAAGUUAGCUUCAUUUGGAUGUUGCUUUUACGCCAGAGGCCAUCUGUCACUCUGGACGGUUAGAACUGCAUUGUACUUGUAUGCGACCCUUUUUUAAACAGUCCUGAGCAAUGUUGUGUUUGCAGAGGACCAUGAGCUCAGUCAGGGAGGAGGGAGGUUGUGAGGUCAGAUCUGUGAUCUGGCUUCCUUUGUGUGUGUGAUGGGGGUGCUGAUUAGUCCACAGUUGAUUUGUCUGAGCACUGAGGAAUUUGAGGUCAGUGGUCCCCUCUUCAUGUAAUGUCCUUGGCCGUCUCAGCAUUUGGCAUAGUAGAAGUUUCUCAGUCAACAUUUGAACAAGACUGCCUGUGUCUUGCUGUGAAUCGGCGCCUCUUGGAUAAAGAACACUUAACCCAGCAGCUUGUAGCAUAGUCUGAAAGUUGUAAGCUUCCGCUUUUCUUGACUGUAAAACCAACAUACACACCCACCCUUUUCUACCUCAGUUUGUUGUGGAGAGUAUUGGGGAGCAACUCUUAAAAGUUACUGCCUUGAAGAAGGUGGAAGAAGCUGGUAGUCCUGGUUGCCUGCUCUGAGGUUUCUAUCGAGAAUCCCUCAUGUUCUAGAAGUGCGUGCGUGCGUCCCUCCCUGCUGCCUGCUCAGCAGGGCCUGUGGCGCUUGCUGCAAGGCUCCUGCCCAUACGCCCGUCCUCUCCUAGACACGAGGCUCUUGGUUAGCAAGCAUUGUCUCCAGAUGCUUUGAGAAGUGUGUGUAAAUGUGGGUAGCACAUUCUCUCCUGAUGGAAGUUCCUUGCCGAAUAGGAAUCCUAUCUGCAUGCACUUGAGUAGGUGCCGUAGGAUGCUCUGCUGGUGCCCAGAAGUGGGCAGUUCCGGCAUCCCAGUCAGGCAGUUGCCAGUACAGUAGCAAAUGAGGGUAAUAAGUUGAGAAUAACGGCAGCUUACUAAGGAGGCCAGAGGGAAGCGUUUCCGUGUGUCCUUAUGUAACUUUUACAUCGAGUUUAAAUAGCCUUGUGCCUGAGUGUUUGCACUAUGUAAUGCUUUCAAGGCCUUUUACUGUGUUUUUUCUGUGAAUAAAAAGUUUUCAUUUCA
Messenger RNA from Phodopus roborovskii (desert hamster), 5842 nucleotides. It is a transcript of the gene Mdm4, whose product is annotated as MDM4 regulator of p53. Gene Ontology annotation, molecular function: ubiquitin-protein transferase activity. NCBI's taxonomy places the organism in Eukaryota, Metazoa, Chordata, Mammalia, Rodentia, Cricetidae. The record is from RefSeq and is a predicted model, not a curated record. The transcript has 11 exons. Gene Ontology annotation, biological process: negative regulation of apoptotic process; regulation of cell cycle; protein ubiquitination. Gene Ontology annotation, cellular component: nucleus. The coding region runs from base 47 to 1513 and encodes 488 amino acids.